Molecule: messenger RNA, 1966 nt
Organism: Anas platyrhynchos (mallard)
Lineage: Eukaryota; Metazoa; Chordata; Aves; Anseriformes; Anatidae
Gene: CRELD1
Product: cysteine rich with EGF like domains 1
Molecular function (GO): calcium ion binding
Source: RefSeq, a predicted model, not a curated record
GGCGGGGCUGGAGGGAUGGGGCCGCGGCGGGGGCCGCCGGGCGGUGGUGGGGGGGGGGUCGGGGGGGGGGCGCUGCUGGGGGUGGCGCUGCUCGGGGGGGUCCUGCUGGGGGCUGCGGGCACCGGGCCCCAAGCGGAGCAAAGCCGGGAACCGCCCGGGGCCGAGCCCUGCGGGGCCUGCAGGGGCCUCGCCGAGAGCUUCAGCAGGGGGCUGGAGCGGACGGAGCACGAGGGCUUCGGGGGGGGCAACACGGCCUGGGAGGAGGAGAAGCUGGCCAAGUACAAGCACAGUGAGACCCGGCUGCUGGAGGUGCUGGAGAGCGUGUGCCCCCCCUCGGACUUCGCCUGCCACCAGCUGCUGGAGCGCAGCGAGGAGCACGUGGAGCGCUGGUGGUUCCACGAGCGCCACCAGCACCCCGACUUCUUCCAGUGGCUGUGCAUGGACCGCCUGGCGCUGUGCUGCCCCCCCGGCACCUACGGCCCCGAAUGCCUGCCCUGCGCCGGAGGCCGGCAGCAGCCCUGCAGCGGCAACGGGCGCUGCGACGGGGAGGGGACGCGGGGGGGCACCGGCCUCUGCGUCUGCAGCCCCGGCUACGGGGGACCCUACUGCGCCGAGUGCGGGGACGGCUACUACGAGGCUUCACGCAACCAGAGCCAGCUGCUGUGUGCCGAGUGCUACCGAGCCUGCGGGCGCUGCACGGGGCCGGAGGAUUCGAGCUGCCUGCGCUGCAAGAGGGGCUGGGUGCUGCACGAGCACCGCUGCAUCGACAUCGAUGAGUGCGGCACGGAGAUGGCGCACUGCAGGGCCAACCAGUUCUGCGUCAACACCGAGGGCUCCUACGAGUGCCGAGACUGCUCCACCGCCUGCAUCGGCUGCAUGGGCGCGGGGCCGGCGCGCUGCAAGAAGUGCAACAAGGGGUACCGGCGGGACGGAGCCAAGUGCCUGGACGUGGACGAGUGCGCCGGCAGCGAGGAGCCCGUCUGCAGCGGGGUGCAGGAGGUGUGCGAGAACACCGAGGGCGGCUACCGCUGCGUCUGCGCCCAGGGCCACGUGCGCCGCGACGGGCAGUGCGUGGAGGAGAAACCCCCCGAUGCCCCGGAGAAGGGCUUCUUCGACGACGUGACGGAGGACGAGGUGGUGGUGCUGCAGCAGAUGUUUUUCGGGGUGAUGAUCUGCGCCCUGGCCACGCUGGCCGCCAAGGGUGACAUGGUGUUCACCGCCAUCUUCAUCGGCGCCGUGGCUGCCAUGGCCGGCUACUGGCUGUCCGACCGCAGCGACCGCGUCCUCGACGGCUUCAUGAAGGGCAGAUAGCUCCGGGGACCCUGCACGCGGUGGUGGCCUCGGGGCUGCGCCCUGCCCUGCAUGUGCCCCCCCCCGCCCCCCCCCAGCACCCUCACCGGUAGAGUAGGGUCCGUCCCCACCCCGUUCCUUGCAGUACUGGGGUCCGGUCCCGUGGGGGUCAUGCUGCUCGGGGCCUGCCGGGGGGGCACAGCAUGCUGCCCCCCACCCCUCGUGUGCUUGGAGGGGGGCCCGGUGCUGUGCCAUGGGUGCGGGGCCCCCCCGCAGCACUGGGGGCUCGCCCAGGCUGUUGGGGAGCCCCCAGAUGCUGGCACUGUGCCCCCACCCCGUGGCCCUGCUGAGCUGGGGGGGAGGGACAGGAGAUGGGGGGGGCAGGACUGGGGGGGCUGCAGGGCUGGGUCCGCACAGAGCCCCCGCGUCCCCCUUCCCAUGUCCCCAGGGCUGAGCCUGUCCCCCCCCCCCCCCCCCCAGCUCCUGUGUCCCCAGGCAGGGUGAGGGCAGCCGGGGGUCCCUGGGGAGGGGGGAGCCCCCAGCACCGUGCCAGGGGUGGGGGGGGGCCCUGCUGGAUGCAUGAACGUGGCCGUUGCAUUUGUCCGUGGUUUGUCCGUCAGGGUGUGCCCAUCUGUCCGUGUGUCCAUUUCUCAGGAAUAAAGCUCUGCACACCCGG